Giardia duodenalis is the source of this 426-nucleotide messenger RNA. RefSeq lists its product as uncharacterized. The coding region runs from base 1 to 426 and encodes 141 amino acids. The transcript has a single exon. NCBI's taxonomy places the organism in Eukaryota, Fornicata, Diplomonadida, Hexamitidae. The record is from RefSeq and is a predicted model, not a curated record.
AUGGCAGCCAGAAAGACUUGCUGCGAGAGGAGAACCUCCGUGAGCUCCUCCUCCCGCUCUGGCGUGGACCUGGCCUUUGCAGACAGGGCAUCGAUGACAGCAGGGGACGACAGGGCGGAGAUUACGUCGGGGUCAUCCGAGGCCCGUACCAGCGUCGUGAGCGUCUCUGCAGUUAACGACGGCGGCGUCCUUUUCAGCGCAGAAAGACAGGGAUCCAUGUUCAGGGAAAUGUCCUCAGUUGCCGGGGGCUGGCUCUUUGCCCACAACAGUGGGGGAUUUUUUGCUACCCCCAACCUGGGGUGUAAAGCAGCCGGACUUCACCGUGCACAGAAUAGAGCCUAUCUUGGCUGGGACUACUUCCGAGUCCACACCGGUGGCUUUCUGCCGUACAACACACCACAUCAUUGGAACAAGAAGGCGUUGUGA